ACUCUAGCCAGAUCAAGUGAAGACGAAAAAACAUGGCUGUCUGCACGUUGCUUCUUAGGUCUUGUAACAAACUAAACCGCGGCAAUUCCUGGCAAACGCUGCAGCAAUUACUUACAAGAAACUACGCAAGGAAGCCAAGUGCAGCAGCUGCAGUGGGACUCAGCAUCCAACCCAAGAAAAAAAAGCUACCAGUAGAAACGGAUCCAGAAAAACUCGUGCGCUUCUGCUGCGGCAGCAACAUACUCAAAGAAGGCCAGGACGUCGAGCUCGGUCCCGAUGACGCGUACCCGGCCUGGCUGUGGGAGCUGCCGUUGAACGGACCGCCGCCGUUGUCAGAGAUGGACCCAGAGACUCCCGAGUACUGGGAAUCUCUGCACCGGCGAGCGCUGCUGACCCAAAACAUGUUGCUCAGAAAAGCACCCAAAGUUCAGAUGCGCAUCAACGAGAAGGAGAAGAUUCGAAAGCUGAAGGCCUUGCGCUUCCGCGCACUUGCAGCGUACCACUACGACCCAGGAGUGCCGCUGCGCGAGUACGAGGAACAGCUGAAAAGAAACAGGCUCGACUGGUGAUCGCCGUACAACGUGUGCGCUGUAGACUACCGCCAAACUUGCUGGCAUGCUUUUGCGGUGUUCUCUUGCCGAGUGCAGCAGUCGGAGGGCCGACAGUUUCUUACUCCGCGCAUUUGAUGAGCGUCGUGCGUUGGGCGGAAUUCAUUACUUGCUUGUGGUGCUGUGCAGUGCGUGUUCUAGCAAGAAAGGAAGAGCCAUUACGGGAUGUCGUGGUACUUUGCUCUGAAAAUAGCACAUGAGAUAUUUGGUGCAAAUUCACACUUAUCUACUUCAACGUAGCUGCAUAAUAUUCGCUUGUGCACCUGAAAGCAUCGUAUUGCCACGUUUUGACUUUACUUUUGGAGCACUCUUUUCCUGUAAAUAUACUGUUGACAUGAAAAGUUAACAGGCACAGGGUCUAUGAAAGAGCCAUUUACAUGAAGCUCGGGCACACAGCCUGCAAGUUUUAGCAUGUUUGGCCUAUACGCUUGCUCGCCUUUUGAUAAAUUGCAGUUCAACAUUGCGCUUAAAUCGACCUCUGAUGGAACCUGCACCUCAAAUACCCAAAGGUUCAGGUGUGGAGAAAAGUUAUUGGAACGUAGAAGCUGUGGCUAGACUAAGCCCUCUAAAUAAGCAGGGGGCUUAGGCCGAACUGCAUUCCAGUGUUCCUCCAGGAGGAAGCUAGAAAUUUGAUCACGCGUGCCCCAGCUGGUGCUCAUAACCAGCUCACACCUGUCAGUCUUGCUUCUAUCCAUGGAUCAAAGUGUCAGAUUCCGAGUUUCAGCUGCUAAAAACUCACUAGUGUGACAGCACUGAUAGCACAGCUGCACUACCAUACAACAAGGACAAGGACGUGUGUAGCCAUACGAAAUGCAGAAACAGCUGUGCUACCAGUGCCAUCACUCUGGCGAGUGUCCAUACACAGAAGCUACGACCAAAGCAUUAAGACACGGGUCGAGAAGUGCUAAAUGGCUAUGGAUGCUGGCCUGUGCAUAUGUGUCAUCCGAUUCCUUGCUCCCCCCCAAAGGCUACUAGAGGGCACUAGGAUGCAGUUCGGCCACAGCUCUCAUGACCCAUACUUUUGCAUGUUCGCGAAUGUUAGCCUGGUGUGGACGGAGCCCGCAUGCAAAAGACUUGUGCAUUGUUAAGUCGAUAUUGCGAAAUCCUCAUUGCUGUACUCGGUCUUGGGAACAGUACAAAAUUAAAUUAGUUGUGAUAAAGACA
Messenger RNA from Dermacentor silvarum, 1772 nucleotides. RefSeq names its product 39S ribosomal protein L54, mitochondrial-like (gene mRpL54). The transcript has 2 exons. The coding region runs from base 33 to 569 and encodes 178 amino acids. The record is from RefSeq and is a predicted model, not a curated record. Gene Ontology annotation, molecular function: structural constituent of ribosome. Gene Ontology annotation, cellular component: mitochondrial large ribosomal subunit. Lineage: Eukaryota; Metazoa; Arthropoda; Arachnida; Ixodida; Ixodidae.